AAGGAAGAUUGGGAAGUCGCCCAAUGACGAAAUAAGUAUCAGCUAAAUUAGAAGUUUGGAAGACGGCAGCAGCGAAGCUCUGCUCUGCAAAUCAUUACCUAUGGGCUCCAAUAUGAGUCUGUGCUGCGGGUCUAAGAAAAAAGAUAAAGGAUUUGUGAGUGGAGGGGAACAGAGCUCCACAUGGAGGUUGUUUACGUACAAGGAGCUUCAUGCGGCCACUAAUGGAUUCAGCGAGGAGUACAAGCUGGGAGAGGGAGGUUUUGGAACUGUAUACUGGGGGAAGACCAAUGAUGGUCUUCAGAUUGCUGUGAAAAAAUUGAAAACAAUAAAUUCGAAAGCUGAAAUGGAGUUCGCGGUGGAGGUCGAGAUACUGGGAAGAGUGCGGCAUAAGAACCUAUUGGGGCUUCGAGGAUAUUGUGCGGGAGCUAAUCAAAGGCUUAUUGUGUACGAUUACAUGCCCAAUCUAAGCUUAUUGUCUCAUCUUCAUGGACAAUUUGCAAGCGAGAUGAAGCUGAACUGGAAGAAAAGGAUGAAUGUUAUCAUGGGAUCUGCUGAAGGCCUUGUUUACCUGCACCAUGACGUGACGCCACACAUCAUCCACCGCGACAUCAAAGCCAGCAACGUCCUCAUCGACUCUAAUUUCGAACCACUGGUCGCCGAUUUUGGCUUCGCGAAGCUGAUCCCUGAAGGCGUAAGCCAUAUGACCACACGGGUCAAAGGAACCCUAGGUUAUCUCGCCCCUGAAUAUGCAAUGUGGGGCAAAGUCUCUGAAAGCUGCGACGUCUACAGCUUCGGCAUCCUCCUCCUCGAAAUCGUCACCGGCCGUAAGCCCAUCGAACGUCUUCCCGGCGGCGUCAAACGCACGAUCACGGAAUGGGUUGAUCCAUUCAUCGCCACAGAUCAACUCUCCAAUCUCGUCGACAGCCGUCUCCAAGGACAAUACGACGAUCUCCAGCUCCGUCGAAUCCUCCACGCGGCGGCCAGAUGUGUUCAGUCGGAGCCCGAUCGCCGGCCCACCAUGCGGAAGGUCCUCGAUAUCUUGCAGGGGAAUGCCGCCGCCGCCGAUCCGGUCAAGAACAGCAAGCUCGGGGAUGAUUCGAGCGAACACGAUGUGUCUAGUCAGGCGACGAGUGGUGAGGCUAAUCCAAGUAUGAUCAGAAUCAAGAGCGUGAAGUAUCAGGAGGAGCUGAUGGCCAUGGAUGAUGAAGAAGGAGCGGAAGGCGAUGAGGAUCUCGAAUUGACGAGAAGUGGGAGCGAUCGGGCGAGCGUGUACGGUGUGUUUGGGGCGAUUGAGGUGCAGAGAGUUAGCCAUGGAUAUGGGCAGCAGAUUGUUAGCAGAAGAGCUGCGUUGCGCGGGUGAGGGCUUCGUUUUGGGAGGGAAGGCAUGUUUUGAAUUUUGAGGAGGGCACCUCAUUUUAUACAUGAA
Molecule: messenger RNA, 1426 nt
Organism: Phalaenopsis equestris
Lineage: Eukaryota; Viridiplantae; Streptophyta; Magnoliopsida; Asparagales; Orchidaceae
Product: PTI1-like tyrosine-protein kinase At3g15890
Exons: 4
Coding region: 101-1360 (419 amino acids)
Biological process (GO): protein phosphorylation
Cellular component (GO): plasma membrane
Molecular function (GO): ATP binding; protein kinase activity
Source: RefSeq, a predicted model, not a curated record